GACCCGCUCGCCUUGCUGGGCCACCAUGCCGCGUUCUUUCCUUGUCAGGAAGCCCGCUUGCUCUCGCCGGAGACCCAACUACAGCGAGCUGCACGAUUCGUCCUUAGAGUUCGCCAUUCAGCAGCCCUACGACCAGGCCCACCUGCUGGCAGCAAUCCCGCCACCCGAGGUCCUCAACCCUAGGGCCUCACUGCCCACGCUCAUCUGGGACUCUCUCCUGGUACCCCAAGUCCAGCCCAGCGGCUGGGCCUCCCUGCCACCCCAGGAGGGCCCGAAGGCCAGCGAGCUGACCUCUCUGUCGGAUGAGGACAGUGGGAAAGGUUCCCAGCCCCCCAGCCCGCCUUCGCCAGCUCCCUCGUCCUUCUCUUCUGCCUCAGCCUCUUCGCUGGAGGCCGAAGCCUUUGCUGCCUUCACGGGCUUGGGCCAGGUACCCAAACAGCUAGCCGUGCUCACCGUGGCCAAGGACCCCCAGUCUCGGAAGGCCUUCAACUGCAAGUACUGCGACAAAGAGUACGUCAGCCUGGGCGCCCUCAAGAUGCACAUACGAAGCCACACUCUGCCCUGUGUCUGCGACAUCUGUGGGAAGGCCUUCUCCCGGCCCUGGCUGCUACAAGGCCACGUGCGGACCCACACCGGUGAGAAGCCCUUUUCCUGCCCCCACUGCAGCCGUGCCUUCGCGGACCGCUCCAACCUUCGCGCACACCUGCAGACCCACUCGGCCGUCAAGAAGUACCAGUGCCGGACCUGUUCUCGUACCUUCUCCCGCAUGUCCCUGCUCCACAAGCACGAAGAGUCAGGCUGCUCCGGGGGCCCCCGGGGGCCCUAGGGCCACUUUGGACACCCCUCCAGCAUGCUCCCCCCACUCCAGCGAGAAGGACCCUUCAGGGCCGCUGAAUUCCCUUCUGAGUGGCCCAUUCUGGCUGUGCUGUGCUGGCCUCGUCCCGACAAGGGCCCUUGUCCGGUGGUCUUCACAGCUGUGAGAGGCUGGUGGGCUCUGAACGAGGCCUUUCUGCAGACCUUCCCAGCGGUGGGCAGUUCCAGUUCCAGAGCAUUCCCCGGAUCAUGGCCUCUCUUAGAUGGGGGGUGUGUCUGUCCAAAGCUGUUUGGAUGUAGGUGCUUUGAGUCAGCCAACCAGACUAGGACUCACCCACCCCCACCCAGAGGCCCCCAUUCCUCCCCCUCUACUCAGGCCACCUCUCUGUGAGGUGUGGCUCUAACUAUGCAAUAGCCCACCCCCUGGCGUGUCUGUGGGGUGGUCACAGGACACAAGCGGGUCGAGACCCCACUGCCCCAGGCCUGGGCAGCUAGUUCAGCCCCCUGUGUGUCACGGUGGCACCUGUUUUCACAGGCAGUUGAACAACUUCUCAAAAGGGACUGUGAGGAAUUGCUGUCACUUGUUGAAGCCCCAAGCAGGGUGCUUUGACCUGACCCAGCGGGUCUCCCAGCACUAUUUUGGGGGCUCAACAGGUGGACCUGGAAGGAAGAUGUUUACAUUUUUUUUUAAGGUACACUGGUAUUUAUAUUGCAAGCAACGUUUUGUACUAAGGAGACAUUUUGUAUAGUAAUAUGUACAGUUUAUUGAUAUUCAAUAAAGCGGUUAAUUUAUCUAUU
Messenger RNA from Echinops telfairi (small Madagascar hedgehog), 1611 nucleotides. RefSeq names its product snail family transcriptional repressor 1 (gene SNAI1). Gene Ontology annotation, molecular function: RNA polymerase II cis-regulatory region sequence-specific DNA binding; DNA-binding transcription factor activity, RNA polymerase II-specific. The record is from RefSeq and is a predicted model, not a curated record. Gene Ontology annotation, biological process: regulation of DNA-templated transcription. The transcript has 3 exons. The coding region runs from base 26 to 826 and encodes 266 amino acids. Lineage: Eukaryota; Metazoa; Chordata; Mammalia; Afrosoricida; Tenrecidae.